AUGUCUUCCGUCGACCACGACCCGCACACACAAGACGACGCCCUGCCGACAGCCGACCAGCUCUCCGCCGCACGCGCAGUCCACAUCUUCACCAGCAACCACACCCGCGUCCCCUUCUCAUCCCUCCUCGACCGAGCGCACCAACAGAACCUAGCUCUGGUACUCGUCUUCACGCGCCACUUCCACUGUGGAAUGUGCAAAGAGUUCGUCCGUGCCCUCUCCCAUUCCAGCACGCUAAUUGAUCCAUCGCGCGUUCUGCUGGUAGUUGUCGGACCAGGCCAACCGGAAGGCGUAGAGCACUACAAACAGCAAGUCGGCAGCCCGCCGUUCGAAUUUUACGCCGACCCGAAGCUCGAGCUGUACCACGCACUUGGCGUGACUAGGAGAAACUUGGAGCUGGGCAGCAGCAGUAAGGAAAUUCUGGGCUCGCAUCAUCAGACGAGUGUGUUGACCAACCUGGUCAGCAGCGUAGCGGAGACGUUCAAGUCUGGAUCUUUGAUUUUCAAGGGCGGCGAUUUCAAGCAACUGGGCGGAGAGUUUGUUUGGAAUCAAGCAGGAAAGGUGGUCUUGGCUCAUCGUAUGCGACAUACGAGGGAUCAUACUGAGAUCGCUGUACUCGAACAGGCUGCGAUCAAAGAGUCUUGA
This is a messenger RNA of Sporisorium graminicola, 645 nucleotides long. RefSeq lists its product as uncharacterized. Bases 1 to 645 code for a protein of 214 amino acids. The record is from RefSeq and is a predicted model, not a curated record. NCBI's taxonomy places the organism in Eukaryota, Fungi, Basidiomycota, Ustilaginomycetes, Ustilaginales, Ustilaginaceae. The transcript has a single exon.